This is a messenger RNA of Daucus carota subsp. sativus, 2184 nucleotides long. RefSeq names its product putative pentatricopeptide repeat-containing protein At1g12700, mitochondrial. The record is from RefSeq and is a predicted model, not a curated record. The transcript is spliced from 2 exons. Bases 113 to 1663 code for a protein of 516 amino acids. Gene Ontology annotation, molecular function: protein binding. Lineage: Eukaryota; Viridiplantae; Streptophyta; Magnoliopsida; Apiales; Apiaceae.
AUUUCUGAAUUUAAGUCAAUUUCACGCAAACAGAAAGAAAGUAUCACAAGGAGCGGCCUUAAGCUCAAGUCCCAGCUACUCAGUUUCUUGGCAUCUCAAAGAGGGUUAAGCAAUGUUGUUGGUGAAGAGAGGAGCUCAAACACUAGCCACUGCUCAUUUUCAUGCUCUCACUUCAUUCACUUUGAUGCCUCCAAUUGUAAGCACCCCAAAUUCUCUUUUUCAUUCUCAUUUUCUUCUUUUCUCUACUAAGCCUAACCCUGAUUCACAACCCAAACCCCCCUUUAUUCCUUCUCCAUCUACCACUCAUCCCGAGCUUAAACUAUUACUCUAUCGUAAAUCCAAGGUUGGUUUCAAUAAACUCGAUGAUGCUCUUCUUGUGUUCGAUCAAAUGCUCCGUCUGAAAUCUGGGCUUUCUGUUGUGGAUUUCAACCAACUCUUAACCGCCCUUGUUCGCAUGAAAGAGUACUCUGUAGCUAUCUCCAUGUUUAGAGAAUUGCGUGUUUUAAGCAUUCCUGCUGAUAUUGUUACCUUUAAUACUGCCAUUCAUUCCUGUUGUCACUUGGAUACCCUUGAUUAUGCCUUUUCAUUGCUUGCUGGAAUCAUCAAGAGUGGUUGGGUGCCCGAUGCCUUUACCUACAACACUCUUAUCAAGGGCCUUCUAUCUCAAGACAGGCCUUUGGAGGCUGGGGAUUUGUUUAACAAGCUUAUCAGAUUUCAAGAAAUUCAGCCCAGUGUAGUUACGUAUAACACCAUCAUUGAUGGUCUCUGCAAAACUUCAAAUACCUCCAUGGCUCUCAAGUUGUUAAGAAAGAUGGAGCAGAUAGGUUUGAAACCCGAUGUGAUAACUUAUACCUCUAUUAUUGAUUCUUUGUGCAAAGAGAGACGAGUCGAUCAUGCAUUGGUUCUUGUGUCUGAAAUGACUCACAAAGGCAUAUCACCUAAUGUUAUAACCUAUAACAUAUUACUUCAAGGCCUUUGCAUCUCCAGCCGAUGGGAGGACAUUGAGCUGUUGUUAAGUGAGAUGGGUGUUAGGAAGAUCUCUCCUGAUCUGCACACCUAUACUAUAUUGGUCGACGCACACUGCAAAGAAGGGAGGACAACAGAUGCAGAAGAUGUGAUUGCAAUUAUGAUCCAGAAAGGUGUGCCUCCUGAUGUAAUCACCUACACUGCGCUUAUGGAAGGAUUUUGUUUAAGAGGCAACACUGACAGGGCAUUAGAGGUGCUGAAUACCAUGAUGAGUAAUGGAAUAGCGCCAAAUUGUUAUAGCUAUACUAUCCUCAUCGAUGGUCUCUGCAAGAACAGAAAACUUGACGAGGCCAGAAAUAUUUUUGAUAAGCUUGCUUCAAGAGGUUUGCAACCCAAUGUGAAGACAUACACUACAAUGAUUCAAGGAUUUUGUCAAGAAGGGUUAUUUGAGGAAGCAAAGGUAUUACUUUCUGAGAUGGAAACUAGUGGUUGUUUGCCUAACGAUGUGACUUACAACACGAUCAUCCGUGCAUGUCUUUUGAAUAAAAGAUAUGAAGAAGCAGCUGUAUUGAUAGAGAACAUGCGAGCUCGUAAAUUCUCAGAAGAUGCAUCUUCUACGUCCAUGGUAAUAGACCUAUUAUCUAUAGAAGAACAAGACCCCUCCGUUCUUGCUUUCUGCAAAUGGUUUUUGCAAUAGUUGAUAGGACUUGGAUGCCUUCUCACAACUGGAGUAACAUUUGAUAUGAAGGCUCCAGCGACUUCUGUUCCUUUUUUCGCGCUUUCACUUUUCUGGUGUACCGAGUGUUUGUCAUCUCUGAAACUAGAGCAGGAUGUUGCAGUCCUUCAAAGUUAUAUCAGUGAGGUCGUCUUGAUACAGCAAUAAGUAACAUCGGACUCGGUCCCCGGCGGUGGCGCUGUGGCGCAAAUGCUUAGAAUAUGCAAGUUGCACAAGAGGCUCAUCUGUUAAUCCAUGGAUGGAACUUAAAGAGCUGGACAAAACAUAUAUAUGCCAUUAAGAUUGUUUGUUCUGGGUUUUGUUAUAGCUGGACAACACCAAAACUAUCUGGAAGACUCAUCUCACACAAGUGAACCUCAGUCAUCCACAAACUGUCCGUGCCUUCACUUGUAUUUUACAUAAAUUUUAAUAUAAUUAGAAUUAUAAUGUUCUUAACCUUUUUGACCUUUUUGAGUUAUCUGAUUCCUUGUUUUAAUUUUUUA